AUGGAAUCCCAGCCCAUGAACAGUGUUGUUUCUGCAAUCAUGAUUUCUGCUGUUGUUGUCACAACCAGUUUGAUUGCACCACUUCCUAAUGCAGUCACAUCGCAUGCUAAGAAAACAGAGAAAUUCACCGGUGUGAAUUUCAAACAGUGGCAGCAAAAGAUAUUCUUUUAUCUGACCACAUUGAACCUAGCAAGGUUCUUGACUGAAACCAUUCCCCAUGUUGAUGAAGGGGAUAUGGAUGCUCAAUCAGUGAGCGUUGUUCAUGCUUGGAAUCAUUCGGAUUUCUGGUGCCGCAAUUAUAUUCUGAAUGGUAUGGUGGAUACACUAUACAAUGUGUAUUGCAAAGCCAAGACUGCCAAAGAAUUAUGGGAGUCUUUGGAUCGCAAAUACAAAACAGAAGAUGCGGGCACUAAGAAGUUCGUGGUGGCUAAGUUCUUGGACUUUAAAAUGAUAGACUCUAAAAUUUUCAUUAGCCAAGUCCAAGAAUUGCAAGUCAUUUUUUAUGAUAUUCAUGCGGAAGGAAUGGUGCUCAGCGGAACAUUCCAAGUUACUGCUAUGAUUGAAAAGCUACCACCAAGCUGGGUUGAUUUCAAGAAUUAUCUCAAGCAUAAGCGAAAGGAAAUAACCAUUGAAUUUCUUGUUGUUCGCCUUCGCAUUGAAGAAGAUAACAAAGUUGCUCUGAAAAGGAUUGAUAGUCCUGAAACAGCAAAGGCCAAUGUUGUUGAACAUGGACAAUCUUCGAAGGAAGCAAGAACAGUGGAAAGGGUGGAAAGAAGGUUCAUGGGAAACGCUCCAACCUUGGUCCUAAAGGGGGAGUUGGGAAGAAGAAGUUCUAAGGAACUUGCUACAAUUGUCAAAAAUAAGGCCAUAAAGACAACGAAUGCAAGCUUCCAAAGAAGGAAAAUGCUCGACAAAUGA
Messenger RNA from Helianthus annuus (common sunflower), 918 nucleotides. RefSeq lists its product as uncharacterized. The record is from RefSeq and is a predicted model, not a curated record. The transcript has a single exon. Lineage: Eukaryota; Viridiplantae; Streptophyta; Magnoliopsida; Asterales; Asteraceae. Bases 1 to 918 code for a protein of 305 amino acids.